CCUUUACAACCACUACGUGAUGAUUUGGAUAUUUCCAUUUAUGAACAAUUCGAACAAGAUUUCAUCAAAUAUAAUCAAUAUGAAAAGGCUAUAGAAUUAAGUAUAUUGGAUCUUAUUGCAACUAAUAAAUUCAACUCAACCGCCAUUAAAAUUAUCAUCAUUGGACCAGGAAAGGGAGGUAUUCUUCAUAAGUUAAUCAACGUUGUAAAUAAAUUUAGUCAUCAAACAUUUAAAAUAUAUGCCUUUGAGAAGAAUAUCAAAUGUAUACCAUAUUUGCAUAAAUAUAAUCAACAAAAUUGGAAUAAUCAACUCGAAAUCAUUCAAGAUGAUAUAAGGAAUCAAAAUAUAACUAAUGUAAAUUUAAUUAUAUCUGAAUUAUUAGGUUCAUUUGGUGAUAAUGAAUUAUGUCCUGAGAUUUUACAACAAUUUAAUAAACCACAAACAUAUCCCAUGAUUAUGAUUCCAUCAAGUUAUACAUCAUAUUUACAACCAGUUUCUACUGAUUUAACUAUCCCAGAAUUUGAACGACCUUAUAUUGUUAAAUUAACCAAAUAUAUUCUGCUUUCCCCAUUCAAACCCGUAUUUGAUUGGGAUUAUCCUGACCCAUCUUUAUCAAGCUUAGACAAAGUAACAACAGCCUUGAAUUUUAAGGUGGAAAAUGGUUUACUUGAUGUAGUAACAAUCACUGGGUUUUAUGGAUAUUUCACAGCGGAUUUAUAUGGACAUUUAACGAUUCAAAUCAUAAAUGAUGAAGAUAGGGAUACAUAUUGUAAAUCGUGGUAUCCAUUUUAUUUCCCCAUUGAUCCAGAAGAUAUCGACAAUGGUACUUCAGUUGAAUUUAACAUUUGUCGGAUUAAUAAUGGUGUUGAUAAAGUAUGGUAUGAAUGGGAGUUUAAUGAUAAGGUAUAUAAUAAAAAUGGGAAUCAUUAUUAUAUAGAAUUUUAA
Messenger RNA from Scheffersomyces coipomensis, 945 nucleotides. Its product is annotated as methyltransferase family protein. The transcript has a single exon. NCBI's taxonomy places the organism in Eukaryota, Fungi, Ascomycota, Pichiomycetes, Serinales, Debaryomycetaceae. The annotation marks the transcript as partial. The record is from RefSeq and is a predicted model, not a curated record. Gene Ontology annotation, biological process: regulation of DNA-templated transcription. Gene Ontology annotation, cellular component: cytosol; nucleus.